Biomphalaria glabrata is the source of this 2690-nucleotide messenger RNA. RefSeq names its product tubulin beta-4A chain-like. The record is from RefSeq and is a predicted model, not a curated record. Lineage: Eukaryota; Metazoa; Mollusca; Gastropoda; Planorbidae. The coding region runs from base 197 to 1591 and encodes 464 amino acids. The transcript has 9 exons. Gene Ontology annotation, molecular function: GTPase activity; structural constituent of cytoskeleton; GTP binding. Gene Ontology annotation, biological process: mitotic cell cycle; microtubule cytoskeleton organization. Gene Ontology annotation, cellular component: microtubule; cytoplasm.
UGUUGCUAAACAAACAUCCUAGCUCAAUAUGGAAGAAUGACAAUUGCUUGAUAUACCAGGGGAACAGGGGAGGGAAACAAAUUCUGAAUGCCACAGUUGCCUUUAUCUUCCCAACGUCACAGGCAGCGAACAAGGUUAUUGUCCUUGUUUUUAAAACAUUUUUUUUUACUAAAGAUAGUCACCCUUGUCUCCAGUCAUGCGAGAGAUUGUCCACAUCCAGCUGGGCGCCUGCGGAAAUCAUAUAGGUGAAAAGUUCUGGGAAGUCGCCAGCGAUGAACAUGGCGUGGACCCAACAGGGACCUAUCGUGGCAACUCGGACCUACAGUUGGAGCGCAUCAACGUCUACUACAACGAGGCCACUGGUGGUAAAUUUGUUCCCCGGGCAGUCUUGGUAGACCUGGAGCCUAGCACACUAGACAGUGUCCGCGGCAGUCCUUAUGGGCGCCUGUUUCGGCCGGACAAUUUCCUCUUCGGCAAGAUGGGGUGCAGCAACAACUGGGCCAAAGGUCAUUUCACAAUUGGGGCGGAGCUUGCUGACGUGGCGAGUGACGUGAUAAGAAGGGAAGCCGAGAGUUGUGAUUACCUGCAGGGAUUUCAGGUCACUCACUCAAUAGGAGGAGGAACUGGUUCCGGUCUUGGGUGUCUGCUACUUAACCGACUUAACGACGAGUUCCCAGACCGUAUGAUGUGUUCAUUCUGUGUUGUUCCAUCACCUAAAGUCUCUGACAUAGUUGUGGAGCCUUACAACGCCGUUCUGAGCCUAAGCCUCCUUGUGGUCAACACCCACCACACCUACAUCCUCGACAACGACGCACUCCACGAUAUCUGUAUCCGCACGCUCAAGCUAGCCUCACCGACCUAUGGCGACCUCAACCACCUCAUCUCGUGCGUCAUGUCCGGAGUGACCACCAGCUUCAGAUUCCCUGGCCAGCUGAACGGAGACCUCCGUAAACUUGCAGUUAACAUGGUGCCCUUCCCCAAGCUUCACUUCUUUACCCCGGGGUACGCACCUCUGACCUCCAGGGGUACCCAGCCUUACAAGACCAUCAGCGUGCCGGAGCUGACCGCCCAGAUGUGGGACGCUAAGAAUAUGAUGUGCGCCAUCGACCCACGCAACGGGCGCUACCUGACAGCUGCAGCCAUUUUUAGGGGCCGAGUGUCCACAAAGGAAGUGGAGGAACAGAUGCUGAACAUUCAGGUCAAGAAUAGCCCUUACUUCAUUGAGUGGAUGCCCAACAACGUCAAGACAAUCAUGUGCGACAUUCCGCCCCGGGGGAUGCGACUGGCCGCCACUUUCAUCGGCAACACCACUUCCAUACAGGAGAUCUUCCGGCGCCUGGUGCACCAGUUCUCAGUUCUGCUAAAUAGAAAAGCUUUUUUACACUGGUAUUUGGGAGAAGGCAUGGAAGAGUCAGAGUUUGUUGACGCCAGAGAGGGAGUGAUGGAUCUGGUCUCUGAGUACCAGCAGUACCAGGAGGUGCCCACUAGCGAGGGCAUGGACUAUCUGGACGGUUAUCAGCCCGCAAUUCCCGACAACCCAACAAGGAAGCACAGUUAUCUCACCAUGAAGCGAAUAGGGAAAACUUUGUAGUUGUAAUCAGAAGAUCUGGUACAAUGUACAGCUCAAUAGAACUAGAUCUGGUACAAUCUACAGCUCAAUAGAACUAGAUCUGGUACAGUGUACAGCUCAAUAGAACUCGAUCCGGCAAAAUCUACAUCUCAAUAGAACUAGAUCUGAUACAAUGUACAUCUCAAUAGAACUAGAUCUGAUACAAUGUACAUCUCAAUAGAAAUAGAUCUGGUACAAUGUACAGCUCAAUAGAACUAGAUCUGGUACAGUGUACAGCUAAAUAGAACUAGAUCUAGCACAAUCUACAGCUCAAUAGAACUAGAUCUGGCACAAUCUACAGCUCAAUAGAACUAGAUCUGGCACAAUCUACAGCUCAAUAGAACUAGAUCUGGCACAAUCUACAGCUCAAUAGAACUAAAUCGGCUACAAUCUACAUCUCAAUAGACCUAAAUUUGGUACAAUGUAGGCCUAAAGCUAAAUAGAACUAGAUCUGGUACAAUCUUUAUCUAAAUAGAACUAGAACUGGCACAAUCUACAGCUCAAUAGAACUAGAUCUGGUACAAUCUCAAAAGAGCUAGAUUAGGUACAAUGUAGGCCUACAGCUCAAUAGAACUAGAUCUGGUACAAUCUACAUCUCAAUAGACCUAAAUUUGGUACAAUGUAGGCCUAAAGCUAAAUAGAACUAGAUCUGGCCUGUACGCAGCUCAGUGCAAAUGACUUAACUUGUUUGGUCUUUUUUUUUUAAAUACCUUUCUCAUAACUCUUUAAAAUCGUGUGGUUUCACUACGGUCCUUAUUUCAUAAGGGCUUUUUGGCCAGGCGGUUUGACAAGAGCCUUUUGAAUAACAACAACAACACAACACGCUAUUAGUAUAAACAAAUCCUUUAUUCCCUAUUUCGGAUUUUUUUAAAAUAUCUGUUAAAUAUCAGUGAUUGCUUUUAUAGUUUAAACAUGCAGGUAGAGUUCAUUGUAAGAGAUUUAUAACUGUUAACUGGUAGAUUGAUGCUUCACUGGCAUUUGUUGUAUACACGCUGCUUAUUUUAAAACUUAGUCAAAAUCUUGAUCAAUAAAUGACGUUAAUAUAAAGAUGACGAAACAAUUAAAGAAUACACACAAAAUA